Camelus dromedarius (Arabian camel) is the source of this 2856-nucleotide messenger RNA. It is a transcript of the gene SLC11A2, whose product is annotated as solute carrier family 11 member 2. The record is from RefSeq and is a predicted model, not a curated record. Gene Ontology annotation, molecular function: cadmium ion binding; ferrous iron transmembrane transporter activity; cadmium ion transmembrane transporter activity. Gene Ontology annotation, biological process: iron import into cell; multicellular organismal-level iron ion homeostasis; response to hypoxia. Gene Ontology annotation, cellular component: late endosome membrane; plasma membrane; apical part of cell. The transcript is spliced from 17 exons. Lineage: Eukaryota; Metazoa; Chordata; Mammalia; Artiodactyla; Camelidae. The coding region runs from base 841 to 2550 and encodes 569 amino acids.
AUGUGUAAGGACUGGUUUCCAGUAAAGACUUGGACUGGUUUCCAGUAAAGACUUAAACUGGGAAAUUAGGGUCCUCAGUCUUCGUGCUUAUUGCUGGUAGGUCAUCUUGUAUGUGUGAUUUUUGUUUUGGUCCCAUUUAUCACUAAUAAUUAAGUGUCUAUUAAAAUUCCUAGGUAAUGAAAUGAGGCUAUAAAUUAAUUAUUGAAAUUUUAACAGAUUCCAAAGAGCAGAAGGAGGCAUAUAUGAGGCUGGAGAAUCUUGCAUGUAUUGUCUGUCUUUACAUACAAUUUUUCUUUGCUUUAAGAUAAGAAACAUUGAGGAAAAUGUAUAUUUAAAAUUGUUGAGGGCAUUCUGCACUGGGGGGGGCAAUAUUUGUCAUUGGAAUGAAUAAGCUGAAUGUAAUCUAAUGAUAAUCAUUCUUCAUAUUUGCCAGAGAAAAGCUACUUAAGCAAGUAUAAGGGCAAAACAUUUUUUUCUGAGGCAAGAAGAGAGUAUAGACUGAUUUACUAGAUUGUAUUACUUAAGUGGAAAGGGGUCUUUGAAAAUUUCGCAGAGCUUGGAGUUGUGUUCCAGGAUGGAUGUGUCCAGCCAGGAGGCCAGGUUGGUCCGCCAAAGGGAAAUGCACUGCUGUGAACUUCUGGUUGGGAGGAAAUCAGGGGAAGUGCACACUGUGAGAGUUGGGAGGAACCAACCUAUAGUCUCUGAAGUAAGGUUUUAGUGACCCUCUCCUGUCAUGGAAGUUUGGAAGCUGGUUAAGCCUCAGAGCGCUGAGCAGAGAAAGUGAAGAGCUCUUAUUUAACAGAAUCCUAUUCUAAGAACUCAGGCACUCCCGUAUCCACCAUGGUGUUGGGUCCUGAACAGAAGAUGCCAGAUGAAGAUGCUUCUGGAGACCAUGGGGACUCUGCCAGUCUCAGUGCCAUCAAUCCUGCCUACAGCAAUUCCUCUCUUCCGCAGUCCCCUGGCGGGCACUCGGAGGAGCCCUUCACUACCUACUUUGAUGAGAAGAUUGCCAUUCCUGAGGAGGAGUACUCUUGUUUUAGCUUUCGUAAACUCUGGGCUUUCACGGGACCAGGAUUUCUUAUGAGCAUUGCUUACCUGGAUCCAGGAAACAUUGAAUCUGAUUUGCAGUCUGGAGCAGUGGCUGGAUUUAAGUUGCUCUGGAUUCUUCUGUUGGCCACCAUUGUGGGGCUCCUGCUCCAGCGCCUUGCGGCUAGACUGGGAGUGGUCACUGGGCUGCAUCUUGCUGAAGUGUGUCAUCGUCAGUAUCCCAAGGUUCCACGAAUAAUCCUAUGGCUGAUGGUGGAGUUGGCUAUCAUUGGCUCAGAUAUGCAAGAAGUUAUUGGCUCAGCUAUUGCCAUCAAUCUCCUGUCUGUAGGAAGGAUUCCUCUAUGGGGUGGAGUUCUCAUCACCAUUGCAGAUACCUUUGUAUUUCUCUUUUUGGACAAAUAUGGCUUGCGGAAGCUAGAGGCAUUUUUCGGUUUUCUGAUCACUGUUAUGGCGCUCACAUUUGGAUAUGAGUAUGUUACAGUGAAGCCCAGCCAGAGCCAGGUCCUCAAGGGCAUGUUCCUGCCGUCCUGUUCAGGCUGUCGUACCCCGCAGAUCGAGCAGGCUGUGGGCAUCGUGGGCGCUGUCAUCAUGCCACACAACAUGUACCUGCAUUCUGCCUUAGUCAAGUCCAGACAGGUUAACCGAGCCAACAAGCAGGAAGUUCGAGAAGCCAAUAAGUACUUUUUCAUUGAGUCCUGCAUUGCUCUCUUUGUUUCCUUUAUCAUCAACGUCUUUGUCGUCUCAGUCUUUGCCGAAGCAUUUUUUGAGAAAACCAAUGAGCAGGUGGUUGAAGUCUGUAGAAAUAGCAGCAGUCCCCAUACUCACCUUUUUCCUGACGAUAACUCAACACUGGCUGUGGACAUCUACAAAGGGGGUGUCGUGCUGGGGUGUUACUUCGGGCCUGCUGCACUCUACAUCUGGGCAGUGGGGAUCCUGGCUGCAGGACAGAGCUCCACCAUGACAGGAACCUAUUCUGGCCAGUUUGUCAUGGAGGGAUUCCUAAACCUAAAAUGGUCACGCUUUGCUCGAGUGAUUCUCACCCGCUCUAUUGCCAUCAUCCCUACUCUGCUUGUUGCCGUCUUCCAAGAUGUAGAGCAUCUGACGGGGAUGAAUGACUUCCUGAAUGUUCUUCAGAGCUUACAACUUCCCUUUGCUCUCAUACCCAUCCUCACGUUUACGAGCUUGCGGCCAGUGAUGAGUGACUUUGCCAAUGGAAUAGGCUGGAGGAUUGCGGGUGGUAUCUUGGUCCUUAUCAUCUGUUCUAUCAACAUGUACUUUGUCGUGGUUUAUGUCCAGGAUCUAGGACAUGUGGCAUUGUAUGUGGUGGCUGCUGUGGUCAGCGUAGCUUAUCUGAGCUUUGUGUUUUACUUGGGUUGGCAGUGUUUGAUUGCACUGGGCAUGUCCUUCCUGGACUGUGGGCACACGUAUCAUCUGGGAUUGACAGUGCAGCCUGAACUCUACCUUCUGAACACCGUGGACGCUGACUCACUUGUGUCUAGAUGACUGACAGCCUGAGAGACUGUAUAAGACCCACUUAUAAUUUUUUUGUGCCAAGUGUCCUGUUAACAUAUCUCUGUUAGUUCAGAGGUGAGUUUUGUUCAAAUGUUUAGAACAAAAGGCAAAGAUUUCCUCAUGGGAAUUGUGUUAAACACUGCCAGCUCUAAGUGUAGGUCAGAGACCCACCCCACCGCACAACAGUCCUGCAACAGCCAAAGUUAAAUGAUUAGCUGUGAUGGCCACACACCCCAUGGGCUUGUGUCAACACUUUGGAAUUUUAAAAAUAUAUAUGUGUAUAUGUUUAUGUAAACC